This is a messenger RNA of Ornithodoros turicata, 8839 nucleotides long. RefSeq lists its product as uncharacterized. Gene Ontology annotation, molecular function: protein binding. The transcript has 14 exons. Bases 575 to 5122 code for a protein of 1515 amino acids. The record is from RefSeq and is a predicted model, not a curated record. Lineage: Eukaryota; Metazoa; Arthropoda; Arachnida; Ixodida; Argasidae.
CAGCGUCAAAUAUCGUGGGAUAAUUCGUGUUUGUUGUACUUUCGUACGAUGAAACCUUACUCACUUCGUGUCAACUUUACCAUUAUGUAAAAUUAACAUUGUUUGUGUGUCAGCACUUUGCGUAACGUGACUUUUACCAGAAGUGUUAAACUGAGAAGCAAGAAGCAUCGUUCUGAACGCUAUCGCGAUGUUUAUGUCUGACAUGCGCAGCUCAUGCAGCUUCCAUGUGUGCUCGCUGCGCUGCUGAAUGGGACAUUUCAGAAUUAUGUAACAUGUUUGCUUCGGUAUGUGUCGCUCGCACACACACUGGAGUAGGAUCAAAGACGGUCAUCGAAGCUCGGGCUUAACAGCUUAAUCGUACAAGAAGGAAUCCGAGAAGGGACGGUUCGACGCUUUCCUGUGAGCUGUCGCAAGGAUGGGCGGCGGAAAUUGCCAAAUUUAGAAAACGUACGAGACGUAGAAGAUGCAUAAACGUCGUCUUUCGGCAGAGAUGUCGGGGACGGAUUCACCUGCGCCAGCUGACUCGGCAUUGCUGCUGGAUGUACGCUUGAAAGGAAAAAAGUGAAAUGCGCCCAUGGCCAGCCAAGCAUGGAGUCCUGUGCACCCAAGUCCCGGUUUCCUUUUGAAGUGUGGCAAGGAACAAGAAAAAUUAAGGGCAAAGCUAAGGGCCCAGUUGCAGAAUCAUAUGAUAGAUCUCUUUGAGCAAAGCUUGUACUGCGAUAUUGCGAUCGAGUGCCACGAUCCAAGUACUGCAAAGAGCUGCGUCCUGAAGGCCCACAAAGCGGUCCUUAUUGUCAGGGUCCCAGCCUUCUGGAAAGAGCUCUGUAACUCGCAUGUGCUCGAAGCUCAAGACUCAUUCUCGGUGCCUUUGGACCCAGAGUUUUGCACGGCAUUCCUCAGAAGCGUGUACUCAGACGACGACAUUCGUCGGCUGGAACACGAUGCCCUGAGGAUGCUCCGGCUGCGCAAUACCUCCCCAAGCGGUGACGAUGACACAGACGCUCCCCAAGACGCAACCAACAGGUCCGACGACAUGGACGACGAAGGUAAUCCUUCUCCAUCCGAACCCGGUGGGUCACAGACUGGUUCCUUCUCUCAACCUUGUGCCGACGACUCUCCCGAAAACUUCCGUUCCUGCAACGGAAGCGACGAACAAAUGCCCGUCGAAGUGCCGUUGAACAGCCACAGCGAAGAACUAACGGACAGCCUGCACGAAGUGAAUGCGGACGAGUGUUCACACGUCGAUUCUUCUUCCGCACUUAGAGAAGACACCUCACCCAGUAUGAGCAGCAGUAUGGUGCGGAGCGGCACCUUUGACCUGCAGUGCCAGAUGCCUCUGGAAGCAGCCCUCGACCAAUGGGGGAGCGACAAAGUUGUUGUUGACCACGACGGUGAGCAGGACGACGUGGUCGACAACUUCGAAGCGGAAGGCGUAGAGACCGUAAAAGUGCAAGGGGGGAGUGAGGGUGCUACAACGAUGAAGGCGUUUUUCCUGCACGAAAAGUCUGCGGCACCGAUGCCGGUAUCGUAUCAGUGUGUCGUAAGAACAGACGACCAGGAACACGGCGUGUGGGAGAGGGCAGGCGAAGGCGAGGGCCGCUGCAUGGGAGACUCCGGCUUCCUGUCGCAGCAGGCGUCGGUCGUGCUGCAGGAGGAGACGGCGGCUUACGACAGCCUCGAUCCGGUUGUUAACAGCGAGGUUGCGCAGGAAAACAAGCACACCGCGAACGCCGACCACAGACGACACCCUUCGGGCACCAUGUUCCCGUUUUACAUCGACAUCAACAAGGCGAAGGCGCAGGACGAGAAGAAGGAACGCCGCAAGUCUAGCCCGCCGUCCGUGUACAUGUACAUCGACACUCAAGAACCCGAGGCAUCGCCGGAGGAAGUUUCGUGCGCGAGCAGACGUGCAAGGACACCCAUAGGAAGACCCAACAGCGUGGAGGACGGCAGUGCUGAGAGGUCGAGGAGACCGCAGUCGUGUUACAUGUACGUCGACUUUAACUCUCUCUGUAAGAGGCAAGAAUCUCAGGACGGGGGCGACGAGAGCGAGAGGAAAGACACGAGAGGGGACGAAAGAGUUCCGAGAACUCUGUCUUUGUCUAUGUUCAUUGACAUCAAUGAUGAACACAGUGAGAGUGUCGUCUGCGCGCAGGAAGCGUACCACAACUAUCGGACAGAACCGGGCCGAACGCGGCGGGAACUCGUGGAACACCGCUCUUGGGAACAUUUCGAACGGGAAGAAAUCUUAGUCGUGUCCGAGGAGUACGCGUGUGAACAUCCUUCAGUUUCUCGCGUAGCCGCUGAAGAAACGGCUCGCCUCAACGUCUCAACAUCCUCUCCCAAGAGAACACCGGAGCAUUCCUCGAGACAGCAAGACCUCGUCUCGGACGUGUGUCUGCUGCCCAUGAGCCCCAUCAUGCGGCGGAAAAAAACGACGCAGCCACCUCCGAAGCGUGCCCCGAACGUCGACGUUAAAUCGUCGACUCUGCCGCAGGACAUAGACGCCAUGACCUUCCGCAGGACAGAGCCAAACGAAGACGACAAGGACUCCCUCGACCGAGACAGCGACGAGGCAGAGGACUCGCCGAACAGAAACGUGCAGGAAUGCGACAAGCCUUUAAAAGUAGCCGCAACGACGAGGACGGAAGAAUGCUCGUUGACGUAUUCGGUCGAAAUUAAGUCUCCGCCAAGAAGACCGCAGAAAGUUCCAGAAGAAGCCGCGCAGCCAGAGGGAACGUACACGCAGCUUCCUCCAUCACCUUGUGAAGGGGACGAUGAUACAGACACGGUAUACUCAGAAGUUUCAGAUGUAAGCGGACUUUCUGGGUUGGAAAGGCAGUUACGUGAAGGAAAAAUAGGCCUGGAGGCACCAGGGGCCUGCUGCAAGCUCGGUGAUGACUUGCUGCAAAUGUUGACGAGUGAAAUCGAGUCCGAUGUGGUGAUUCAAGUCGAAGGCAAACAGUUUGGGGCUCACAGGUGCAUACUAGCUUCCAGAAGUGACUUUUUUCACUCGCUGUUCAAGGAUAGUUCUGAGGAGGACAAAAAAUGUGAAUGUGUCAAUUUAGAAGGGUUCACUCACGCCGCCGUGCAGUUCGCUCUGCAGCACAUCUACGGGGGAGCAUCAGUUCUACCCAAAGACGUGCAUGUUGCCGAAGUAGCUUUACUCGCGGACUUUUUAGCGUUGGGCAGCUUGAAGGCUGUGGUGUUGUCUCACAUUCGUAUGAACUACUGCCACUUCUUUCACAAGCCAUGCAACCAGUGCAUUGUAGGAGUGACAGAGUGCCUGCAGAUGGCACCCUCAUGUGGCCUGCAGGAACUGCAGGGACGAGCAGUUCAGUGGAUAGGGCGGCACUUUGUGCGCGUGUGGCCUCACAGGGCAUUUGCUUCUGCUCCUGAGCAGAUCCAUCAGCUAUGCUAUCGCGCAACACUGCAAGGACUGAAUUCGCAAACAGCUAUUGAAGUGGCCCUCAACUGCGAGCGACUUUCGGUAACAAUGCCCCGUGUGCGCUGGGCAGAGCCCAUCCUGGCGCUUGUGAACCAGCUGCUCCACGAAUGCGUUGCUCUGAUGGCUCGAGAAUUCGAUCAAGUACUGAAGAGCGACGGCUUUCUCGCCCUAGGCAAGGGACAAAGUUGGAAUGUGACGGCACUGGAAGACACUAUUCUCUCAUCCGUGGAACUGUUGACACCUGAUGUGGCAUGUCUCGCUUACAUUCGCAUUGGUGAGAUUUUGCCGGAGGACGGGCCUGAGUGUGAGUGGACACAGAACUUCAUAGACCUUCUUCAUAAAAUCCAGAGGCAGUGCGAACGGUUUCUAAUACACAAUGCAAAUCGAGUGGCACACUGCAAAGGUUGGGCUUCUUUGUCGGCACAGCUGCAAAAGAAAAUCAAGGAUGCGGCUGUCAUUGUCUUUGAGUUUGAGAAGCCAAUAGCACCACCUCCUAGGCUGUCUAGCUUGCGAAGGAAAUCGAGAAGGAAGUCCGAUGCAGACCCACCAGAGAGCCCCACGCCGACGCGGAAACUUCGUUCAUCCAAGAAGGGCUCAUCACCCCGCACGUCAGAGGGUGAAACGACAGACAAGCAGCAAGCAACGGAGGCGUGCGUAGACGGCAGCGCAAGACCCCCAGUGGCGGGCAACGGGACUGACAAGGCACCUGGUGGCCAAGAUGUGAAACGCAUCAAAGAGAAUAAGAUGCAGCAGAGUGGAAUCAUGUCUGAAAGUUUGGAGAGCUACAAGGAGUCAUCGUCGGACUCUGGGCGUGAGCAGUCAGCUGCCGGUCAAAGGGAAAAGAAGAAAAUAUUCGAGAGUGGGAGAGGAAUAAGGAUGGGAGCGCAGGCAAGAAUACGUUCCGUGUCGGCAUCUGCAGGAGGCGAUCUUGGUGCACGUCCCAAGUCGUCUGCCAGCUGUUCUACCCCAUGCUCUUCUGCGCAAGCAGACCCUCCUGCUACCAGUUCUCCAUACCAGCAAAGCUUGCGUCGCAUCCAGCCCAAGAUCGACACGGGCCGUUCCUCGAACCUCCCCCCUCGCCCUCGCAGUGGCCAAGUGGUGCGCGUUCCCCCGUUCACGAUAAAAGCCGACCCCCGCCCUCCGCAGGCACGGCCUCCGCAAGAGACGAACAACAACGCCGCAAACCUCGAAGACUCUUCCAGCACCGGAGGGUCGCCCGAGGAAGAGAGGGCCGGAACCGUGAUAGACUUUGUCGCGGAGAUCGACGCCGAGUCCAAUCUGGUGAGCCACUGCCUCCACGAAGCCGAGCUGCUCGAGCGAGAACUCGCGCGCAAGAUCCGCAAGCAGUACGAGCAGGACUCCACGCCGCUGUACACUCGUCCGGCCGGCGUGGAACGCGUCGGAGGCGGGAGGAGGAGAGCCACGUCCGCGUCGUCUGCUUUGCCGGAACAGCUGAGGAGCCGGGGCGCGGCGGUCAGCCGUAGCUCGUCGGUCAGGGCGGACGGGACGUCCCACGAGAGGGCGUCCACGAGAGUCGUCCGGGGGACGUCGGUGGUGUCGAGGGCGAGCGAAAGAGCCGUCGUGAACGGGAGGUCGGUGUCCGAGAUACGGGCACGCAGGGGCUCGGGUAUUGCGAUUUCAGGCGGCAAGGUAGCCUCCGCCGUACGUAGGUAAAAGUACUUUUGUUAGAAACUGAUAUGUUUGUUUGAAAAUUUCAGGGUUCGUCAGUUAGAUGGUAAUCUUUGAUGAGACCUUAAAGGGACUAUGAAAAACAAUUUUUUUCGCUGACGUCUCGAGACGUUUUCGGCAGAAAGUGUAUAUGGGGUGUUUGGGAAGUUCUGCGGUUCCUUUAGGGUGGAAAUACUUCUAAAAAUUGUCCUCCAUAGUUCGCAUCAAUAUUUUGUGCUGCAACGCUUUGCCUAAUGCCCGAAAAAAAAAAAAAAAGUAAUGAAGUCAUUAUACUUGUUCCUGAAAGUCACGUAGCGGUGUAGUUGAAGUGCGUGCCAUUUUGCUGGCUUAGCGUUUAAAGUGUGGCCUUCCUGUAAUGCUUAGAAACCCUGCCGACCGCGAGAGAUUGCAAUUAUCGAAUGAGUUCUAUCAACGAACAACGAUACUCGCACUAACAAAUGAAAAUCAUGACAUUAGACACAUUAUUUUGCGCACCGUACGGACGUGAAUUGGACACGAACUAUUACAGUGCAAUCCCCCCUGUCCCCUUCCUGAGUGCCCCAAUAUUUUGGGAAAGACUUUUCGUGCAAUCACACAAAUAAGUACUACAUGUUUAUCCAGCACUUAACAAGUUUGAUGUUGUGUAGUCUGGCUUGUGUAGGUACUCGGCAGGCUUACAGGCUUACAAUCACACGGGUCUACACGCUUAUGAUUAGAGCCUGAAGUUUUCGGGAAAUAUGUUUUUCUAAAUUCGGGGUGUAAAAAUCUGGUAAAUAAACAUGCGCUCUAAAUUCAUGCAAAUUUUGUUGGGAAAAACGUUCAGUAUUUUAAAUUCGGGGAGAAAUUGGGCUCAGUUUCUCAAACCAGCCGUACUGGUUUGGUACAAACAGUGUAUUUGCAGUGCAACGAACUGCAUUUCCUGCCAAACAAGUUAGUGUGCAUUGCUAGAGAGGUCUCAUCGAGGGCAAUUUGCCGGGUAAAAAUGGGGUUUCGCCCUAGAGAGGUAACCUUCGAUUCAGUGUGCAAAUUUGGGGUUAAACUCAAAUAGUGUUAAACCCUAAAACAUCAGGCUCUACUUAUGAUGCGUAAGUUUUCAUUGACAGCUUGUAUAGAUGUGCUGCUGUUCACAGAUGAGGAACGUUAGACAUUGCAGUGGAAGGCUAAUGGUAUGCUCUGUUACCUGUAGCAAUACAUUUCAGAGGGCCUUUCGUCAUCAGCCUCGGCUGACAUUUUGGCAUAUGCUAUGCAUUUUAUGUUUGUACAUACCAUAAUCCAUUUAUGCGACCUGAAGCGUAUUGCAUCACGUGAAAAUGGUAUAUUCGCACAAAUUCACAAACUUCAAUUUUUCGUGCGCAAUACAAGGCAGCUUCAUGCACACCAUCCUGUUUACCAUGUUUAGCAUAUGAGGAAUGCUCAUCAUGUUAUGUUACCAUGGAGAAUGCGUGCUAAUGUGUGUAUGGAAUGUAUGUAACUCGAAUCUAUUUAUACGUGUAGACUUCAUGCGCAAUAGCUAGGCGAACAUGAUGACUCGAAGCAGCUGACGCAAUCAGCUGAUGCAAUCUAUGCUCAGAGCGAGCAACUAACUGGGUUUGUAUCCUGUGUGAUACAUAAGAAGAGGCAUGUUUUUCUUUCAGUGGCAGACUGUCUGCUUCUAGCUCAGGAUGCUUCUGUACGCCAUUUUGUGUGAAUGUGCAUUUGUCAGAUGAUUUAAGUUAAAUUCACAUAUAUUCAUGCAUGUAUGUGCAUACUGAUGCAUGAUAGUUCAAAGAUUACGCAUUUCCCUGUGUCUUUUUUUUUUAGAACUGAGGUGAAAGUUUUGAGUGUGUUUCCUGUUAUGAAUGUGAGGACAUUUGCCUGGAAGUAUAUACAUAUAUUUCGGGGAGCAAAAUGACCAGGCAUGAUCUCUGCCAGGCAUGAUCUCUGCUAGAAGAGGCACAUUCCCUGCUGACAUACCGGGCAUAUUUUUCUGUUUGAAAGCAAUGACAAGUGUAGACAUAGAACACAGGAAGUAGUUCACACUGUGAAAUUCCAUGGUAGUGUUAUCAUAGCGUAACAUAAUGCUUCGUGACUGCAUCCUUGGCAUUUAUCUAAAGGUAGUGGGCCUGCAAAAAAAAAACAGGAACAACGGACAAAAUGUUAGCGUGCCAGCAAUGCAUCUUACUUUUUCCUUGAAUCCUAAGAGGGACACUUCCAUCCGAGGCUAUGUACGUUGUCGAAUUGCUACUUAGAUGUGUUUCCUGCUGAAAUGACAUUGGCAAUAUUUGUGUGUUUGUCUCGGAAGUCAUGCAACAAUUUUUUUCAGCAUCUCGCAGCAAAAGUGCAUUAUGUGCCCCUGUUAAAAGCCGUUGGUUGAGAUGCCAUCUCUGUAAUUAUUAGCGGACUGGGAAAAGCUUUUAGCCUGGCAAGGAUCUUCGAGCUUGCGUGCUUAAAUGGUACUGUUGACACUUUGGUGGAGCGCCUUUCUUGAGAAAUUGAGUAACAUUGAAAACUUGAAGCAUUGAAUAACUAGGAAAGUUAACCCUCUGUCUUGUCUCUGCUUUCAGAAGUGCCGUACUGUUCUGGACCAAUUUUUGGCUGUACUAUUUCUGUGUAUUUUAAGUUGUUACGAGCCUUUUGUAGUGACUCAAACGUAGAGGGAGUACACUGCGAGAAAGAGUUUUGUCAUGGCAGGGUUAUAUGCCAGAAGUGCAAUUUUGUUAUUACUGUUGUCAGUUUGGUAAGCAUGUGCAAUGCUUUUGUUCAGGUGAAUGCUGCUGUCAAGUGCCAUUUCCUAAAUGACAUUUCACUUUUAUCGCAUAAUCUGUUUUCCUCUUUGCAAAAGCUAGUCAAUUAUAAGUAGAGCCUGAAGUUUUCGGGAAAUAUUUUUUCCUACAUUCGGGGGGUAAAAAUCGGGUAAAUAAACGUGUGCACUAAAUUCAUGCAAAUUCGGGUGAACAAACUUCCAGUACGCUAAAUUCGGGGAGAAAUCGGGCUCAGUUAUUCAAACUAACUGUAGCGGUUUGGUACAAACAGUGAUGUAACUGCAUUUUUCUGCAAAAACAAGUAAGUAAGUGCAUUCCUACAGACAUCUCAGUGAGGGCAAUUUGCCGGGUAAAAAUCGGGUUUCACCCUAAAGAGGCAGCCUUCAAUUCGGGGUGCAAAUUCGUGGAAGAAUCGGGUAAAACCCUAAAACUUCAGGCUCUAAUUAUAAGCAUAUGAUGCUGGUGAGCCAAGGGUAAUUCUCACCGAUGCUAGUCGGCCUCAAGGUUUUGGGCACUAUGAUACCAAAAAUUUUUCCCAAACAAUUCACCCAAAGAGCUGCCCUAGUUGUACGUUCACUUAUUUACAGCACGCAUGUUUCACAUAAGUAGUCUUUCUCACUGUGAAUGCUUCCCCCUGUAUUUCACAAUAUGACGGGAACAUGAGAUUACCUGUAAAAUGCAUAAAUGUGUUUUUGGCAGCUAGCUAUUCCCGUUUACACUGCUUAUAUAUUUUAUGGUUGAAUCUCAGACGAAUGUACAUUUCUUUUCUUCUUUUUUGCUUUGUCUCAAAAUGUUUGUGCCAUUUUAUACCUAUUAUACUGUGUUUCGUGGGGUUUAUACAACAUUGCAGUUGCAAGGAGGUAUAUUGUGUGACAGAAUGAAUACGGCAUUUGUUUAGAAAUGCAGGAGUGCCAGCUUUAUUUAUUGCUUGUAGGAUGUUCAAUUGAGGCGUGGAAAUGCUAUAUAAACGGCCCGAAAUUUU